Messenger RNA from Mangifera indica (mango), 880 nucleotides. RefSeq lists its product as uncharacterized. Bases 189 to 791 code for a protein of 200 amino acids. The record is from RefSeq and is a predicted model, not a curated record. The transcript has a single exon. NCBI's taxonomy places the organism in Eukaryota, Viridiplantae, Streptophyta, Magnoliopsida, Sapindales, Anacardiaceae.
UGUUUGCAGGAAAAAAGUAAAAGUAAAUGUCCUCCAUUGAAGCUUCUAAUGUGACUUUGAUUUUUUUCCUUCAUCGUGAAACAGAGCAGCAGGAGCUUUGAAAUCCAAACGAAUCAAACAAAUAUAUAUAACCCAUAAUCCCAAAUUCCAGAUCACAUUGUUGCGGGAGGAAGACGAAGAAGAAGAAGAUGGACGUUGAAGCAAAGAAGCAGCGAGGUUUCGGUAACCGGAAACGGUGGAAGAUAUGCAUAGGCCUUGGAGUUACUCUAAUCUUGCUUAUAGUGAUACUGGUGAUCUUAGCCUUCACCGUUUUCAAAGCCAAAGACCCCGAAAUCACCGUCGAUUCCGUCGCUCUUGAUGACCUCAAUGUGGGGCUUGACGCGGCCAGAGUGACUGUGAAUCUCAACUUGACCGUCGCCGUCAAUCUCACCGUCAAAAACCCCAACAAAGUCGGCAUGAAGUACCAGGACAGCGUGGCGGUCUUGUUUUGCAGAGGGGAGCAAGUGGGUGAAGUUCCGAUUCCCGCUGGCAAAGUAUCCGCCGACGAAACAGUUCAUUUGCUUGUAUUUCUCACCGUCAUGGCCGACCGGUUUGUGUCGAAUACUCAAAUUUUGUCCGACGUCGUUUCGGGUUCCUUGCCUAUUAGCACUAACACCAAAAUCUCAGGGAAAGUUUCUAUCUUUAAUGUCUUCAACGUUCAUGUAACUUCGGUUUCUAACUGUAGUUUCACAGUCUAUAUAGCUAACCGUACAAUAAGCGAAGAACACUGUACGUAUAAGAAUAGCUUAUAAUAUUUUCAAGGCAUGUAGCUUCCACAGAUAGUUGUACUUUGUAUUUUCUUUCUCUGAUUAUUAAUAUAUUUGUUUCUUGCAACGAAAAA